AUGCGAGCCAGAAGCCCCACGACUGCAGGGGGGCGCCGGGGAGGAGGGACGCUGUACAAGUGCUGGUCUGUGAGCCCAGGACACGGCCGACUGUCAGGGAUGCAGGCCGGACUGGCGGCGUGCUGGCUCUUGCUGGCGGCCGGCGGCGGCGCAUGGCGUCCCGACGCCAGGGAGGUGGCGGCCGUGGUGCGAGAGGCGGCGCUGCUGUACGACAAGGUCUGCGUCGCGCUCGUCUUCUCCGGCCGCGCGGGCCCGGGCAAGCAGGCGGCGCUCGCGCGCACGGCGAGGCAGCUGUCCCAGGCCGGCCUGGCCGCGGCGUCGCUGCAGCUGCAGGCGACCAGCUUCGAGCAGGCGGGCCAGCUGUGCCACCACGCGGCUCCCCUCCUCGUGCUGUGGGACGCCGACAAGGACACCAGGACGCGCUGGCGUCGCGCCGGCCGGCGGACGCGGCGUGGCUGCUGCUGCGGCCCCCGGGGGAGUCCCCGGACCUGGGCGGCUUCCUGGCCAGGGUCGACCUGCCCUUCGACUGCAACGUGGUGUUGGCGCGCGCGGGGCCCGCGGGGAGGGGGGUACCGCCUGGAGGAGCUGUACCGCGUGUCGCCCGGCGCGCAGAUCCGCUCCUACCGCCUCGGCGCGGGCCGAAUGCUGCCGCGGCUGCUGUCCCGCUACCACCGCAGGCCCGGCCUGCACGGGCUGGUGCUCAGGGCCGCCUUCACGCCGAAAGAAUUUGUCAUGGAAGAAAUUUUAGAUGAAUCAGGACACAAACAGAAAAUUGGAUUUUUCGCAGUGUUUUGGAGGACUCUCGAAGAUAUCGCAAACUUCACGACCAAGUACAUCGAGAAUAAAAACCGUGGCUAUGGCAUAGAGAGUCACGGUUCGUGGAACGGAAUGAUUGAAAUGCUGAGGAAAAACGAAGUGAACGCAGCGGUGGGCGACUUCACGAUGUCCAGGAUCAGGAAGUCGGUGAUCGACUUCACCAUACCGCUAAUCACCACCAGUUCCAGGGUGUUCAUCCCGGCGCCCGGCGGCCACGAGCUCAACUGGAGCUCCUUCUCGUCCCCAUUCUCCGCCGGCCUGUGGGGCUGGCUGCUGGGCUCCCUGCCCCCCGUGGCGACGCUGGCGUGGGGCGCGCAGCGUCUGGGCGGUCGGGAGCGCGCCAGGGGCUGGCGCCACGGCUACAGCUACGCACUGCUCUCCGUGCUGCGGCCCGUCUGCCAGCAAGGGCUGGAGGACCCCCCGAGGUCGUGGUCGUGCCGCGCCAUCUUCCUCACGCUGUACCUCACCAUGCAGAUCCUGUACUCGGCCUACUCCGCGGCCCUGGUCUCCUCGCUCGCCAAGCAGACCUUCACGCUGCCCUUCGCCGACAUCGGCGGCCUGCUGCGCGACGGCUCCUACGACUUCUACGUCAGCCAGAUGUCCGCAGAGUACGAGCUGUUCCAGACGUCCAACGACAGCCUGAUGCGCGCCGUGUUCCGCCGCUACCUGCAGGACCAGUCCGUGCUGCCGACCAGCAGCGGAAACAUCCUGGCGGGGCUGUGCGGCGAGCGCAAGAGGGCCGUGCUGCAGCCGCGCUUCCUCGCGGAGGCCAGCGCGGGCUCCCUGCCGUGCCGGGUGCUGUCCCUGCCCACCGCCGUGUUCCAGACGUCGCUGGCCAUCGCGCUCGCCAAGCACAGCCCCUACCAGGGCAUCUUCAACCACUACCUGAUGCUGCUGCUGGAAACGGGCAUCAGGAACAAGUUCAAGAGGACGUUCGUCACCUCCCCUGCCAAGAGGCAGCAAGAGAGCUGGGUCCCCGUCAACAUGACGCACGUGGUCCCGAUACUCGCGGUGCUGGGCGCGGGCGUCGCUGCAGCCGUCGUGGCGCUCCUGCUGGAGGUCUGUGUCCGCCACUGCCGCUCGCCCGCACGUCCCAGGGGUCCGAGCGGCGCGCGUCCGAGGCACAUCUGCGACAUGCGCGCGGUAGCAAACAGCAAACCACGUCACACACACAUCAGGGCUACAGAGAGAAACUAAAAGCCCCGGGGGCGGCAAAUAAUUUUGUGACCGUGGUCAUAAUUGUAAAUGUCAUCUGUAUCACAAAACUUAUAAGGUUUGCCACUGCACAGACUUCACGAGGCUCUUAAUAUUUUGUAGGAUCUUACUGGGAGGCGUGGAAUAGUCCUAGAGAGAGAGAAAAAAAAGGAGUAUUCAGGUGUCCUCUUCCAGAAAAUAUGAAAAAAUAAAAACUUUUCAAAGCAACUUUUCUAAGCCAACGCAUAAUUUAAAUUUCAAUGAUGGUUUUGAUGAUUUAUCUUAAGACAUAUUGAUAGAAGCAUUGGUAAUAUUAGGGCAGAGGCAGGUGCCCAGAACCCAGGGAUUCCCUUCCCCCCCCUUGCCAAUCCUUCUCGUAGGCCCUGCAUAUCAUACACAGCUGGCAUCUUCUUUCUUUCAAAUUAUUUCCUGUUUUUUUUUUUUUUUUUGUUGAAUGAUAAAUGUUUUAAGAUUCCAGAGCGAGGGGGGGAGACAUAUCCUUCCAUCUCCCCCCCCCCUUCCCCUGCGCGCGCCCCUGCCGAAAAGCAUACUAAACUGGCUCGAUGAGUUGUUAAAUUAUUUGAGCCUCACCUGGAGAAAAAAAAAAAAAUUCAUGUAAUAACUGUAGCUCUAGUUAUCAGAGAUGUAUGGGUGUGGUGAAUUCUUGAUAGAUCCAAUAAAUUGCUUGAUGAGACAAGACAUUAAAAAAAAUCAAAAUCAGGGGAGAACCCAACUUAGAAUUUUGGGAAGGGUGAUUUUGUGGGAUAUCGAGUUUUUUUAUUGCUAGUUUAUUUAAUUAAGGGUUAUUGAGGGCAGAAAAAGGGUGGGGGGAAAGGCGAUCGGCCGAUCGCCAAAGGACUGCCACUAAUCUAAAUCAACCACUCAUUUCACCAUACAUGUUGAUGUCAUUGCAUCAGACCCCUAAAACAUUAUAUAUAUAACCUAGUUAAGCUUAACAAUUUACAAAACAUUAUUUUUGAAAUAGGUCACACACAUAAAACAGACUUUUUGAAUUAAUUUUUUUAAAGCCAACCUACAGUGAUUUUCACUACAACACAAAUAAGAUCUGCUAUUAUUACCAAAGAGUGAAUAGAUAAUGUGGUUGAAACUGUAAGUUUGCUACUAUCUUGUUCACAGCACUGUAUCAGAGGAAUCCACAAACUUAGUAAACAAAUGAAUGGUGUGCUUUGUAUUAGGUGUAGUAUGCACAUAAUUACACUGCCAGUGUGUUGUAGUAUAUAAACUUGUUUAUUUGCUAAAGAUGUUCUCUAGGUGUACUCUUAUAAAAUCAGCAUGUAUGUGACUUAGAAAAAAAAAUUAGGAUAACUUAAAUAUAAUCACAAUUUAGAAAAACAGUACCUUACAAAUAAAGCUGAUUCACACAACUUAGCAGUGUUAUAAAAUAUGAACAUAACUUUUAAACACACAAUGCUGAACCACAUCAUUUAGAAAUAUGUCAUAAGUUGGAAACACACAAGUAAGAACAAACACAAGCUAAAAAUAACAUAAUAUAGAAAGUUCACAAGUUAGAACUACACUACUCAUAACUGGCAUAAAGGACCCCAACUCUUUUCCUUUCAAUUAUCAAGGUGUACGAGGCAUUUGCUUUUUGUGAAGGAAGUGGAAACACAUAUCAGACAGGUGUUUGAUAAAAAAAAAAAUCAGAGUAGCAGGCUAGAGAUAAAACAACUCAUAUGAGGAAAUGUGAUUGUUUCACAUACAUAUGAAAUACGAAUCACCAACUUCUUAUACGAAAUCCAAAAUCUGUAAUCACAAACCUUUUUUGUAUCUUAUUUGUAGCAAAUAAUUUUUUUUCGAUAACUGUAAAUUUUAUUUUCUUCUGAUGUUCAUCCCAAACCUGAGUAACCAAAUCUAUCACAUAAUGUUACAGGUAUAAUCUCAAUUUUGGAAGAUUCAAUUUAUGAGCAAUCAAUGAGUCAACAUCCCAGUUGGUUGGAGCUCAGACGUUUCUUCAUAUUAAGCCUGAACAUAAACAUGAGAUGUAGACACCUACCUGUAUCUUGGUAAUUGAACUUACAAUGCCAUGUAUCAUGGAUUUUUAUCUAUCUCUCGCCCCUGUGUUACCACGCACUGUUCAAAGGGCAGCAUCCGGAGGCUCGGUCCAGACUGCAACUAUGCCUGUUUUCGUCCCUUCCAGCAGCCACACCCAGAGGCCUAACAAUACGUCUGUCGGACAAUGGUCUGGUGACCAUCAGACAUUAAGAUUUGCUGCUGCCAGGUUCCUUCAGGCUCAGUACUAAGUCCCUGAGCUUAAACACCAGGCAAGCCUCUAUACUAUACUAUACUAGUUUAGAGGUUGUGUAUGCCCUGUGGUAUUCCAGACAAAUGUGUGCCCAAAUAUACUCUAUAAUACAAUUUCAUUACAGAUAUAUCACUUUUUUUUUGUUAAC
This is a messenger RNA of Bacillus rossius redtenbacheri, 4421 nucleotides long. RefSeq names its product glutamate receptor ionotropic, kainate glr-3-like. Bases 1 to 2013 code for a protein of 670 amino acids. Gene Ontology annotation, cellular component: membrane. Gene Ontology annotation, molecular function: ligand-gated monoatomic ion channel activity. NCBI's taxonomy places the organism in Eukaryota, Metazoa, Arthropoda, Insecta, Phasmatodea, Bacillidae. The transcript is spliced from 10 exons. The record is from RefSeq and is a predicted model, not a curated record.